Molecule: messenger RNA, 1552 nt
Organism: Bufo gargarizans (Asiatic toad)
Lineage: Eukaryota; Metazoa; Chordata; Amphibia; Anura; Bufonidae
Product: M1-specific T cell receptor beta chain-like
Exons: 6
Coding region: 75-986 (303 amino acids)
Source: RefSeq, a predicted model, not a curated record
GCCGAGGGGACAGGAAGCCAAAUACAUGGUGUGUGCACUUCUUAACAUAAGCUGCUGCUAUCACAUGAGGAGACAUGAACUUCUGGCUUGUUCUUGCCUUUUUUACUUAUAUUUCAGGUAUAAUUACAGAUGGAAAUAUUCCAGAUUUGUCCCGUGUCCACUUUGUAGAAGAAGGAAAGAACAUCAACAUUUCAUGUUACAUUAGUAAAAGAUCCAGUAAUGUACAGUGGUACAAAGAGAGAGAAGAUGGGGGAUUACAGGUCGUGUCACAAAGGGGAUGUUACCUACCAAAAGAAAACAGUAGAUAUUAUGUCCACUGUGAAAAAAUGUCUGCACUCGGCAUGGAGAUUAGAAAUGUCCUUCCAUCUGACUCUGGGGUGUAUUACUGUUCUCUAUCAGGACUGGACCCAACCUUCCAUGUAGCCGGCACAUUAAUUGUUACAGAGCAUUAUCCAAAGGAACCUACCUUGUCAAUACUUGAAUCAGUAGAAGAUCAUCCAAGAAACACGGGUAUCACCGUCUUACUGUGUGCUGCUUUUAACUGGACACAGAAGUGGGGUUGGAUUAAAUGGACCUUAAAUGGGAAAGAGCAAGAAGGUUGGACAACUCUAGAUCCAGAUGGGAGUUUGAAAAGCUUAUUAGUCGUCUAUGAAUCUAUUGAAGAUACAGCAGUUACUUGUUUCAUACAUGAGGCCACCACUGGUGAAAACAUCUCCUCAACGUUCCCUAGAGAAAUCAAUAAAAGUGAGAGGUCCAUCAGCGACUGCUACAUUGUUCUGUAUGUGGGUUUACCCAUCAUCAUCGCUAUCCUCCUUGCACAUCUGAUUAUCCUGGCCAUCAGACGAAAAGCUUCGUCUAAAGAUACCCAUUGUUCAAACACUCACAAGGGUAUGCCUUCUGAAGAAGAACGCAGAGAACCUUUAGAACGUCGUGUGAGAUUUCGGCCAGAAGAUGAGUCGGUUACUUACGCUGCAGUAAAGUCAUGAUCCAUCAUUCCAAGACUCUACUGUGUUGUGACCGACUUGUACACGCUUUGCCCUGCAUUUAAAAGAUUCUUUAGCGUAAUUUUGUGUGUGUAAAGCUCCAAGUAGCCUAAAAACAAACACAUUUUCAGACCUUCACUGAAAUUUUUUUUUUUACUAUUGAUGACCUAUCUGGAGGAUAGGUCAUUAAUAUCGGAUCGGCAGGAGUCCGACACCCAGCACCCCCGCCAAUCAGCUAUGUGCCAUCUCCCGUCUCUCUUCCUGUUCACCGCUUCUGUCUAUGGCAAAGAGCAUACACAGCAGCAGUGGACAGGAAGAGCGACGGGAGACGGCACAUGCACUGCACGCACCUUCCCUUCAUACGACUGAUCGGCGGGGGGGUGCCGGGUGUCGGACCCCCGCCGAUCUGAUAUUGAUGACCUAUCUUCAAGAUAGGUUAUCAACAGGAAAAGCCCGGAAAACCCUUUUAAGUCAAAAAACAAAUUAAGGGCUCAUACACACAAACGUAUUUUCUUUCAGUGUCCGUUUAGGGGGGUUUUUGCGGACCGUAUACGGAACCAUUAAUUUCA